AUGGAUACCUCGUAUGUUCUCGAGGAUUGGCGAAGACUAUUUUCAUCCAAGAACUCGCGAGUGGAAUUACUUCGUCAAGCUCUACAGCACGUACCUCCAAGUUCUUCGUCAUUUUCUGAAAUUCAACGCCAUUAUCAAUAUUAUGUGGACAACAUCCAAGAAGGAGCAAAUAAUUUUGCUGAAGAAGUGCUGGAAAAUGGUAAGGAUGAAGGUGGUGGGACGCCUGAGUGGAGAAGCACUUUCGAUGUGAACUUGAUAACUGGUCGGAUUAAAGAGGAACCCUUGCUAGACUACGGAUCCCCUCUGGCCGGCAUUCGCAACAUUACCAGCUCUUCAGCUCAGCGGCUUAGCGAUGUCAUCAACAAAGUAUUCAAGAAAGCAUCGGAUUUGGAAAUGGUAGUGAGAGCACCUGUUCGAGGUGGCAAUUUGCUAAAUCGCAGAGCUCAAUUCGCCAAAAUCUCGCGUGAGCCCAUCGUGAAAGAAAAUACUAGCCUCCUCAGUGUGAACGCUCUUCCACCCCCCAAAGGCUUCACAUGUAUAGCCACAUCGAACCUGUUUGCUGCUCUACAGAUCACUGAGCCAAGCAUUGAUAUUUCUAUGAUUGUAACGGUAAGCAACUUUAGCGGAAGAACAUACAUCGGUAGACCGGUGAAGCAUGUCAUUGAUCCAUCACCAAAUUGUGGGAAUUUCAAAGAAUGCAGACCAACUUUCAUCAGCGCAAGACAGCAACUUUUAGUAAAUACCCAGGUGCAACAAUCCGGACAACCAGGUUCCGCGGUGUCAAGACCGGAACUCAAAAAGACAUUGGGCAGUCGUUGUUCCCGCACAGCAUUUGUGCCACCAUUUGCAAGAUCAAACGAAGCGCAACAAUCGGCGGCACCAGACUCUGGUUUCAACCGUCAGGACACCUUGGCUCCGCGACCGACAACGACCCCUGAGAAUGGAGAUAGUGCUCUCGUGGAUGAGCGCCUUAAGCAGUUUGACCAGAAGAUCAUUGAUCUCAUCAUGAGCGAGAUUAUGGAUUCCAAAACGAGAAUCACGUGGGAAGACAUAGCCGGAUUACACAGCGUAAAAUCGACAUUGAAGGAAGUCGUUAUCUUCCCUAUGCUUCGUCCAGAUAUCUUCACCGGUCUCCGGGGUCCACCGAGAGGCCUACUGCUCUUUGGUCCGCCGGGAACAGGCAAAACUCUGAUCGGAGAUUUAUUGAAACUCAGGCAUUUAAUUUUAAAGGUCGGCGAUGGGGAGAAAAUGGUUCGAGCACUUUUUACGGUUGCUCGCAUUCAUCAGCCAUCGGUCAUCUUUAUCGACGAGAUCGACUCGCUCCUUUCGCAACGUAGCGAAACGGAACACGAGUCAAGCCGACGCAUAAAGACCGAGUUUUUGAUUCAGCUGGACGGUGUAGCCACUGGAUCCGAGGACCGGCUCCUUCUCAUCGGUGCAACCAACCGACCUCAAGAGCUGGACGAAGCAGCAAGAAGGCGUUUCGUCAAACGACUUUACAUUCCCCUCCCGUGCCAGGAGGCUAGGAGGGAGAUCGUGGAUCGACUCAUCCAACAACAAAAAAAUAACCUGACGCUGGACGACCUCGACACAAUUGCCGUGAAAUCCGAAGGUUUUUCUGGCGCGGACGUCGCUAAUCUUUGUCGGGAGGCCGCUAUGGGUCCUAUCCGGGGAUUGCCACUAGAGGUCAUUCAAUCGAUCUCCUGCCAAGACGUCCCGCCGGUUCAAAUGAGCGAUUUCCUGAUGGCUUUUAAACACGUGAAGGCGAGCGUCUCUCCAAGCGAUCUACAACACUACCUAUCGUGGAACCAACAGUACGGCAGUUUCCAGGUGUGA
Messenger RNA from Echinococcus granulosus, 1836 nucleotides. RefSeq names its product Fidgetin-like protein. The record is from RefSeq and is a predicted model, not a curated record. Gene Ontology annotation, molecular function: ATP hydrolysis activity; microtubule severing ATPase activity; ATP binding. Lineage: Eukaryota; Metazoa; Platyhelminthes; Cestoda; Cyclophyllidea; Taeniidae. The transcript is spliced from 20 exons. The coding region runs from base 1 to 1836 and encodes 611 amino acids.